Molecule: messenger RNA, 1601 nt
Organism: Epinephelus fuscoguttatus (brown-marbled grouper)
Lineage: Eukaryota; Metazoa; Chordata; Actinopteri; Perciformes; Serranidae
Product: mucin-2-like
Exons: 2
Coding region: 195-1601 (468 amino acids)
Source: RefSeq, a predicted model, not a curated record
CUCCACCACAAACUACAGCGUCUGCCACAUCAGCAUUGAUCACGUCACUGACACAUAUUCCAGCAUCUGAAACAACAGUGUCACCCGUAGCAACGAGACAAAUUACUGCAUUCACAAGAGUUCAUACAGAAAUACCAGCCUCGAAUACAGCAUCAGUGGCAACAACUACAAGUAAUGCCAUAGUGCCAGCUGAAAUGACUUCACCAUUAGUCAGAGAAUCAACCACAACACCAUUACAAAUGACACAGUUGGUUGAAACACAAAGAACAUCCACUGUUACAAACACAGCUGUCUCAACACAAAGUACACUACCUGUGACAACAGGAUUAACCACCAUGCCAACAGAAAAUAGAGGAACAGGAACAUUAACACAGCUCAACAACAACUCAACAGUAGCACCACCAACAGCAGUGCACAGUGCUGGACAAACAGCAGUUAACAGCACAACACCAACACAACGUGAAUCAGUAACAACAACACAAAGUACACCACCUGUAGAGACAGAUUCCACAACUACACCAGCACAAUCUAUUCCAAUCACAGUAGAAUCAACACCAACACCGCCGAGCACAUCCAUUGUUUCACCAUCGCAAAGACCAACACAAAGUACAGUUGUAACUACACAAUCAGCAACGUCAGCAGAGGCUGCACCAUCUGUAACAACUACAUCAGUGACUUCACAAACACCAACAUCAGCAUCAUUAACAACAGAACAACCCACAGCAAUGACUACAACAAUACAAACCACACCAUCUAUGCCAACAACAUUCACAACACAAACUCUAUCCACAGCUGCACCAACACAGUCUGUUCCCCCCACAGUAGAAUCACCAACUACAUUUACACAAACUACACCAUCUGUGGUUUCACUGACACAAAGACCAACACAAAUUACAGCUGUAACCACACAAACUACAUCUGUAACAACAGAAUCCACCACAUCACAAACAUCAACAUCAGCAGCAUUAACAACAGAACAACCCACAGCAAUGACUACAACAAUACAACCUACGCCAUCAGUGGAAACAACAUUCACAACACACACUGAUUCCACAACAACAAAGACACAAUCUAUUCUACCCACAGUGGAAUCAUCAACACCAACACAAAGUACAACAUCUGUGGUUUCAUCAACACAAGGACCAACACAGAGCACAGUUGUAACCUCUCAAACAGCACAAAGUACAGUGACUGUAACAACAGAAUCAGCCACAUCACAAACAUCAACAUCAGCAUCAUUAACAACAGAACAACCUACAACUGAAAGACAUACUAAUGAACCAACAGCAAUUCACAACACAUCAACGCAUAGUGGAUCAGUGACUACAACAACACAAACUACACCACCUUUGCCAACAGCAUUCACAACACAAACUCUUUCCACAGCUGCUCCAUCACAAUCUAUUCCACUCACCACAGAGUCUACAACACCAUCACAAAUUACAGUUGUACGCACACAAUCAGCAACUUCAACAGAUGCUGUGCCACCUGUAACAACUACAUCAGUGACUUCACAAACAACAUCAGCAUCAUUAACAACAGAACAACCCACAGCAAUGACUACAACAGUACAAACCACACCAUCUAGGCCAACAAUUUGA